This is a messenger RNA of Ostertagia ostertagi, 657 nucleotides long. The record is from the annotation of a GenBank genome assembly. NCBI's taxonomy places the organism in Eukaryota, Metazoa, Nematoda, Chromadorea, Rhabditida, Trichostrongylidae.
AUGCUGGGAGUGAACUCGCUGUUGGCGAUGACAUUUCAGUUUGGUAACAUCAUUCGGAAUCUUCCACGUGUCUCAUAUGUCAAGGCCAUCGAUGUGUGGAUGCUCUCAUGCAUGACGUUUGUGUUCUGCUCACUCCUUGAACUCGCCUGGGUCGGGUAUUUGUCACGAGAGGACGAAACACCCAGCACACCGCGACCAUCGACACCAGCGCUACCGUCGAAGGCGCUCGCUAUCCCGCCAUUGACGCUGAACAAGACUACUCCGGUGGCUCCUCCGACGCCAAGCCUUCAGGUCCAUAGCGCCACCAGCACUUUGCAUCGAAGGAAUCCGGCCAAUGAAGAGGAAUCGGCAUUAAUAUCGCUCCGCGACAACGAUUACGGCUAUAUCCCACCGGGAUUCGGCCUCAACGGCAAUAUCGCCAACGCCAUGCGAUCGCUCGGAGCAAGAUGUUCCUGCGAUCCCCAACAGUCAUAUCAAACCGAUGUUGACGAUGCACAUUCGCCAGUACAUGCGUCACCAUCUUUUAGUUCGCGACAUCAUCGGAAAGAACGACUGGCAAAGCGAAUCGACACGCUGUCGGCUAUACUUUUCCCUUCACUCUUCUCACUUUUCAAUAUUGCCUACUGGUCCCAUUACCUACGAUCAGACUACGGUUAG